CCGCGGGAGCGCGCCCUCUCCUCCGGGCUGCGGCCGGCAGGCCUGCUUUCGCCUCGCACCCAGGCCGCCGGGCUUUGGAGGUGGGGUCCUUCCUCUUCCUUUUCUCAACGCUUCAAAUCUUGGCGCCGCAGGUUUGAACCGCGGGGACCGGAAGUGUGCCCCGCACCGGCGGGUCCCCCGCGAAUCGACGCCGGAAGUGGCAACUGCUGGGGAAAGAUUCCGCCGGCUCCGCUAUGGCGGCCAUUCCCCCCGACUCCUGGCAGCCGCCCAACGUCUACUUGGAGACCAGCAUGGGGACCAUCGUGCUGGAGCUGUACUGGAAGCAUGCUCCAAAGACCUGCAAGAACUUUGCUGAGUUGGCUCGUCGAGGUUACUACAAUGGCACUAAAUUCCACAGAAUCAUCAAAGACUUCAUGGUCCAGGGAGGUGACCCAACAGGGACAGGUCGAGGUGGUGCGUCUAUCUAUGGCAAGCAGUUUGAAGAUGAACUUCAUCCAGACUUGAAAUUCACGGGGGCUGGAAUUCUUGCAAUGGCCAAUGCAGGGCCAGACACCAACGGCAGCCAGUUCUUUGUGACCCUAGCUCCCACCCAGUGGCUUGAUGGCAAACACACCAUAUUUGGUCGCGUGUGCCAGGGUAUAGGAAUGGUGAAUCGAGUAGGAAUGGUGGAAACAAACUCCCAGGACCGCCCUGUGGACGAUGUGAAGAUCAUCAAGGCAUACCCUUCUGGGUAGCCUUGCUGCUCUCCAGGUCUUCUGAAAUGGCCCAGCGAACCAGUGUCCGGGUGACCUAAAUGACACACCUCUGAACUUCAUUUUGGCCUUGUGAAUCACGGAGCCAAGGAGGCCUGGGAGCUUGGGUGAGUUAGAGGUGGAAGUGUAUUUUAAUAGGAUGCUUCUUGUCGCUUCUCCCUGAGCCUCGGUUGACAGGGCAUUUCCAGAACUGCCCAUGCCUGAUCACACAGGCUACUGCUCUCUGCAGACGACCCACACUGCGUCUUGUGUGCAUCUGUCUGAUACCCUUGGAACAACAUGAGGCCAGCUCUGCCAUUUCAGGGUCCAACCAAACUUCUUUCUGCGAAGAUUUAUAUUCUGGCCUACACUGCAGUCUUCGGUGGCUGACGGCCACAGAAUUCAAACCAAGCAGUGCCUGUCAGCCCUCUGCACUCUGCACACCCUUUUCAGUCUCCUACAUUUGUUCUUCCUGGGAAUGUCUGCAUCGCUAUAUAUAUUUCCCCCUCAAAGCAGAACAUCAACACUGCUGUUCCUGACACUUAGACAUCCCACGCAAAGCCACACUGGAUGUUUGCCAAAUGAGAAAUGCAUCCAACAAUCAAGUGUCUAAGAAGGUGUCAAGUGGGGAAUGCUAAUGUGUAAUAAUCAAGAAAUGAAUUUACUAAAAGGAAGCAGAAGUGUUGACCAUUUUUUGCCCAGGAAGGAGUAGAAAUCUGUAGUGAGCCUAAGAAAAGACUGAAUUCUUCUCAUAAAGGAGAAGUGCCACUACCUUUUUUUAAAAAAACCUAAGACUUUAGAGAAACCGAGAUUUUAUAUGUUAAGGGCCAUUUUUUGUUUGUUUGUUUUUUAAUCUUUCUGUAUUUUUUAAGGGGAUUAUGAGAGAAAGGAGUUAAUACCUGUGUGAUACAUAGAAAUUUCCUAAAUAAAAUGUCAUUGAUGUUUGAAA
Molecule: messenger RNA, 1680 nt
Organism: Myotis lucifugus (little brown bat)
Lineage: Eukaryota; Metazoa; Chordata; Mammalia; Chiroptera; Vespertilionidae
Gene: PPIL1
Product: peptidylprolyl isomerase like 1
Exons: 4
Coding region: 234-734 (166 amino acids)
Biological process (GO): protein peptidyl-prolyl isomerization; protein folding
Cellular component (GO): catalytic step 2 spliceosome
Molecular function (GO): peptidyl-prolyl cis-trans isomerase activity
Source: RefSeq, a predicted model, not a curated record